UAUAUGUUUUAUAAUCUAGUUAAUCAAUAUAAUUUAACAAUAUGGUUCUCUCUUAAAUAAUUGAAUAUGAAAAACUCAAGUGAAGAAAAUGAACUACUUAAUUUGAAUGCAAAACAAGAAUCGGAUCAUCUUUUGGACAAUGAUAUUGAUGUCACCAGUGAUAGAUUAGCUGGAGUGGAUGUUUCAAAGUCUGAUGAAGAAAAAGAUUCAUUACUGCAAAAAAAUCCUGCACAUUUUACAAAACAUAGUCAACAUUUAAAGAAUACCUUAAUCAAUAAAGCAAAAAUUAACCGUGCAAAUUUAAGUUUGAAAAUUGAAUCUGGUAUUUAUCGACAAAGUGCCGGUAGUAGUUUUAGUCCUAGCACACCUGGGCAAAGUACUCCAAAGCCAAUACAUGUGGUGGUUUUUUUGAAAGAAGGUACAGAUUAUAAACUUUAUCUUGAAAAAGGAAAAUUAACUACUGCUGGUGAAAUUAAAACAAUGAUGAUAGAAAAAUUAAAAAUUCCUGAUAAUGCUAAGCAUUUUUUUGCUAUUUGGUUAAUAUCCCAACAUCUUGAGCUGCAGUUAAAAGAUCGUCACAUCCCUUUCUUGCUUCGUAAACAGUGGCAUGACUUAUUGAUUUCGUUUUCUUACUGUGAAGAACAAGAGGCAAUUUUAGAUGAACCUGUUUUGGUUUUUCAAAGAAGUUCUUUUCUUAAUGAAAAAGAUGAAGAAAAGGUUUCCGAUGAUGUGGUGACAAAAAGAUUAUUUGAAGAGGCUCGUCAUAAUAUAUUGAAUGCAAGAUAUCCAGUUCCAGUAUCUGAUGCCGAAAUGUUAGGUGGAAUAUUAGCACGCAUCGAUGAAGGACCAUAUGACGAAAGUAUUCAUAAGCCAGGCUAUUUUAAAAAUUUACUAUCAAAGUAUUUGCCUCAAUAUGCAUUUAGUACUAAUAAAAUUAUCCAGUACUUUAAUGUUUCUGCUGAGCACCGUCUUUUUGCCCGAUAUAAAGAAGUUAGUGAUAGAAGUAAAGAAACAUGUGAAAGAACAUUUUUGAACUAUUGUCGCAGUUUACCAUUUUAUGGAUGUGCAUUCUUCAAAGGAAUAAUUAGUAUAGAUGAUAAGACUUUAUGGAGGAGCCCUGAAAAAAAUAUUAAAAUUGGAAUAAACCGACUUGGUUUAAGCUUGUUUAAGUCAUCUAAAGAUGAGCUCAUCAUAUUUCUACCUUAUGAUGAUAUAUCUUGGGGUUUACUGGCCAAAGAAGAUGAAAAUGGUAUGGAUUCCUUGUGUCUUGAGUUUGAUUGCAAGAAACAAACUCAACAAAUAUUUAUUGAAUCAAAACAGGCACGUAUGAUGGAUUCAAUGAUAGAAUCAUGUGUUAAGUACAUGGAAAAACUGAAAAUACCUAAAACUCCUACAAGUCUUGAUUACAGUAAACUAUCUGAUAUAAGUUUUUCUUUGGAGAAAAAAACUCAAUUUUCGUUAAGCCGACCUUUCAAAAUUCAGUGAUUAUCGACAUUGAUAUGAGAACUAGUGUAAAACGAUUGAAUAAAUAUAAUUUAUUUAUUUAAUUUUUUUGUUUUUGUAAAUAUCAAAUCAAGUAACAAAUAUAUAAAUAUUGA
Hydra vulgaris (swiftwater hydra) is the source of this 1598-nucleotide messenger RNA. RefSeq names its product FERM domain-containing protein 8. The record is from RefSeq and is a predicted model, not a curated record. NCBI's taxonomy places the organism in Eukaryota, Metazoa, Cnidaria, Hydrozoa, Anthoathecata, Hydridae. Gene Ontology annotation, cellular component: cytoskeleton; plasma membrane. Gene Ontology annotation, biological process: negative regulation of canonical Wnt signaling pathway.